AUGGAAGCGCCGGCGUCGGUGCGGAACCACUUUUUCGUUUUUUCUUGCAGUGUUCACAAAGUUAGACGUUGUCGCUUCGUCUCGAGCGACGGAGCAACAACGGCGAGUAUUACGCCCUUUUCCGAGCGUCACUAUUUACCUUUCACGGAAAUGAAGGCUGACAAGCGACCUUCCGGAAAUGGGAGUUCAAUCGUGAGCAACCUAAAGAGUAUCUUUCUCCUCACCUGCAUUGCCAGCUUUUCACUCCAGCUCUUUGGUUCCGUCAUUUCGUGGAAUAGCUCACGCGCUCUCGGCAGUAACGCUUCCCGUACAUCGCCAACUUGGAGCACCACCGCACAGUCGCCGUCUCCGUAUCCUAUUUGGCAUUCUGACUGCAGAUUUCCGGAACGAUCACACUUACCGCAAGCGUCAUCGCGAACUCUUCAAGCUCUGGAACGAUUCUCGAGUUUGCUCCCUUCCAGAAUUUAAAGCCAAGCCAAUUGAAGAACGCUACGAGUGUGAAAUCAUUUACACAUUUGUCAUUGGAGCCAAUCCCCACGCCUCUCCGGAACUCGUGGAUAAUUCACGUCCAAUGGAAGUUGCCCGCCCAGUGACCGGUGUUUGCCCAGAUCUGAACGAACCAGACAUGACCCUCCUCAAUAUUCGUGAAAACAUGAAUGAAGGCAAGUCGCAAACCUGGCUGAAAUAUGCCGCCGAGAUUGCGGAGGAGUACGACUUGGAUUAUGUGACAAAGUGCGACGCCGACUCUUUGUUACAUUUGCAUGAGUUUUUCCAGUUCGCCUACAACAACUUGCCGCCCGCGCCAUACAAUAAACACAUGUACGUUGGUGCCCUCCGAGACAAGGCCUACUGGCCGACACAUACGACCGAAGAGGAACGGAUACGUUUCGAGUCUUUUUUCGGUAACACC
This is a messenger RNA of Phaeodactylum tricornutum CCAP 1055/1, 910 nucleotides long. RefSeq lists its product with no specific name. The record is from RefSeq and is a predicted model, not a curated record. The transcript is spliced from 2 exons. Lineage: Eukaryota; Bacillariophyta; Bacillariophyceae; Surirellales; Neidiaceae. The coding region runs from base 1 to 468 and encodes 155 amino acids.